Molecule: messenger RNA, 627 nt
Organism: Adineta steineri
Lineage: Eukaryota; Metazoa; Rotifera; Eurotatoria; Adinetida; Adinetidae
Source: the annotation of a GenBank genome assembly
AUGCCAAGAGGACAUCGUGUGAGUGUACGCGAUUCCUCUGUCACUUUAAGUAAUUGUACAACAAGCAGUUGUGCUAUAAGCAACAUUAUUAUGUCAUACACACACUAUCCCGAUUUAGACAACUACCGAUAUCGUAUCGACUUUAAAGCAGAACCAUACGGUACUGGGCCAUUCUUUGAAGGAACCACUCUUGGUUUCAUAACUGAUAAGACAUCUCUUCUCGGUUUUGAGUUUACGUACGAUGCUGAACAAUGUACCUGCAAGAAAACUACCAAACCAUCUGGUAUUUAUCAUAUUACUUGUGUCACAGAUGCAUUGCAAUUUAUCGAUAACAUUGGUAUAGGUGUCCACUUCGAAGCUCAGUUAUAUAGAUCCAACAGUACCAAGACUGCUGGUGCCAACACCAUCCAACUUACUCAUAAUUUUAUUGCUCAAAAUUUUUCUGAUGAAAAAAGCAAUGUUCCAUUGUGUGCUUUAGUUCAUGAGGAUAUUGUUACUCGUGAAACUGUGACAAGCACUGGCCAGCUUGUCGCACUUUCUACUCGCACUAUUGAGGUUUAUAAUUUUACUCCUCAUGCAAGUGAUAGUGAUUAUAUCAUUCCUGCUCACUGUCCUAGAUCAUGCUAA